Tachysurus vachellii is the source of this 1590-nucleotide messenger RNA. RefSeq names its product solute carrier family 2 member 9, like 1 (gene slc2a9l1). The transcript has 12 exons. Lineage: Eukaryota; Metazoa; Chordata; Actinopteri; Siluriformes; Bagridae. Gene Ontology annotation, biological process: monosaccharide transmembrane transport. Bases 62 to 1534 code for a protein of 490 amino acids. Gene Ontology annotation, cellular component: membrane. Gene Ontology annotation, molecular function: hexose transmembrane transporter activity. The record is from RefSeq and is a predicted model, not a curated record.
GUGUAACCGAGAUGAGUUAGUAAGAUGACUUUGGCCCAAAUGAACCAGACUGAACAGGGACAUGGAGAGCUUCUUAAAGCAGCUGGUCCAGGGAAAGGGUUUGCUCUUCAUCAUCAUUGUUGGUUUGGGAGGAUCGUUUCAGACCGGAUGUCACCUCACUCUGAUCAGCUCUCCAUAUCCAUUCAUUAACAGCUUUAUAAACAGCACCUUGACUCAGCGGUACGGUGAAGCUCCAAGAGAAGACACUCUCACACUCAUCUGGGCCACAGUGGUGGCUUUUUACUCUGUUGGUGGCAUCUUUGGUUCUACAAGUGUCCAGUUUGUCCUCAAUCAUCUCGGGAGAAAAAAUGCAAUGAUCUGGAACAAUGUCCUGAACAUCGUUGCUGUAGCCAUCAUGAUAUUGAGCAAAGCUGCCGGUUCAUUUGAGAUGAUCAUUUUGUCUCGCUUCCUGUUUGGUGUAAACUCAGGCUUAGCUGGGAACCUCCAUUGCAUCUACCUCGGAGAGAGCGCACCCAAGAAGAUAAGGGGAACGGUGUCAGUAACGAUGGCGACCUUCAGUGCUAUCGGCAAGCUGGUGGGGCAGAUCGCAGGUCUGAGUGAGAUCCUGGGUCGAGAGGAUCUGUGGCACAUUCUGCUUUGUGUUCCAGCGUUUUUUGGUUUCGUUCAGAUGUUUACGCUGCCAUUCUUUCCUGAAGCGCCAGUAUAUUUACUGAUAGAGAAAGGGAAGAUUGAGGAGUGUAAAAAAGGGCUGCAGUGCCUGUGGGGUCCGGGUGAUUAUAAACUGGAGAUCGAGGAGAUGCAGGAGGAGCAGGCCGCUCUGAAAGGACAGUGCAAUAAGAGUAUGCUCGAGCUGCUGACAGACUCCAAUAUCCGCUGGCAGUGUAUCUCUCUGGUCGUCCUCUAUGAAGCCAUACAGUUCUGUGGUAUCUCAGGAAUUAGCGUUUUUGCUUACAGCAUCUUCCAAGAAGCAGGAAUUCCUGAGGACAAGAUCCGGUAUGUCACACUGGGAGUCGGGGCUUCGGAAAUCCUCACCUCCAUCACGUGUAGCAUUAUGAUCGACCGUGUUGGAAGGCGAGUGCUGCUUUGGGGAGGUUUCGGGAUCAUGGCAGCCAUUAUGGUUUUGCUCACCAUCACACUUCAGCUAAAGGAUUAUGAUUUGUGGGUUCCGUACACCAGCGUCUGCCUCGUGUUUCUCUUCGUCAUCUCCUACGGAGGAGGACCGGCUGGAGUCUCCGUGCCGCUCAGUUACGAGAUGUUUGUCCAGUCGUAUCGCUCGGCCGCCUUCAUGUUUCUGGGACUUAUAAUAUGGGCAGGCUUCACUGUAUUCGGCUUCCUUUUUCCGUUUCUCCUUAAUACCAUGAAGUCCUUCAGCUUUUUGAUGUUCUCCUGCGUUUGUCUGGCCGCAUCUCUUUACGCCGUCUUCAUACUGCCGGAAACGAAGAGCAAAACUCCACUGGAGAUCGCUGAGGAUUUUAGAAAUAUCCGAGUGUGUGGCUCUGCGAUUGAAGAGAAAUGUUUGGAGACAAAGCUGUGAAAGAUUUAUGUUAAACCUAAAUCAUAAAAACAAUAAAAUCUGAACACAAGCUAUAA